AUGACGCUCUUCUCUAAUCCCAAUUUGCGUUCCCAAGUUCACGUGGAACGCUCAUUAACCACCCACUAUACCCUCACUUUUUCCUUCCCGCAAACCUCCUCCACGCAGUACCUGGUGCUUGCUCCGUUGGUAGCUCGAGCCAUCGACGCCAAUUUCCACGGCGGAAAGGACCCGGACAAUUUCAGCCUGCAUCUGCUGAUCGCAUCGGCGAUGCGGCUGCUGGUGGGCAUGGCGUGGAUGACUAUAUCGCGCUGGCCGCACCUCGUUCAUACCUCAGGUGCAUUCCCCACCUCACCCUUUCCCUCUGAUCCACAUGCCCUUCCCCGCCCUUAUCCUCUAUCCCCCACCCCUUCCCCGCCCCUUACUCCUAUCCCCCCCUCCCGCUCCUGCUCUUCCUACGAAUACCAAUCCCUUAAUCCCCCAUUUCUCCCCACACUCCCCCUCCCCCCUCCUCUCUCCCCCUCCAUCUUCUUUCCUUCCCACAGGGACGACUACAUCAUUCUCAACGCCCUUCUUGGCUUCGUGUUCCACGAGUGGGUACCGCUCUUCCAGAACUUCACGCUGGACGACUACAUUAUUCUGAACGCCCUUCUGGGCUUCGUGUUCCAUGAGUGGGUGCCGAUCUUUCAGAAUUUCGCCCCCUGCACGGCAUCCGGGCUGCUCAUCACGCUGCUCAUGCACGUCGGCCCCGCCGAGUUCCUCUACUACUGGCUGCACCGCGCGCUGCACCACCACACGCUCUACAGCAAGUACCACAGCCACCACCACGCGUCUUUCCUGACCGAACCCGUUACAGCGACGGUGCAUCCGUUCAUGGAGCAUCUCAUGUACGCGGCGGUCUUCGUGGUGCCCUUCUAUGCCUCGUGCCUGCUGGGCUGUGCGUCCGUGGGCGGCGUGUACGCGUACAUGCUCGCCUUCGAUGCGCUCAACUUCAUGGGCCACUGCAACUUCGAGUUCUUCCCUGCCUCGCUCUUCCGCGCACUGCCCUUCCUCAAAUAUCUGAUCUACACGCCAUCCUUCCACUCACUGCAUCACACGCAGGUGCACACCAACUUCUCCCUCUUCAUGCCCAUCUACGACUAUCUCGGUGGCACCUGGGACCCCAACUCUGACGCCCUCCACGAAGCUUCCAGGAAAGCAAGGAAGGAGCAGACUGAUUUCGUCUUCCUAGCGCACGGCAUGACCAUCCCCUCGGUGCUGCACAUGCCGUUCUUCCUGCCCUACUUCGCCUCCAAGCCAUUCGCCAUCACAGCGCAGCAGAUCCUCCUCCUCCCCGUCUCCGUCACGCUCUGCCUGCUCUACUGGGCCUUUGCGGCCGCCUUCCCCCGCUCCUACACCUACCUCCGCGGAAAGCGGCUGGAAUCAUGGGGCAUUCCCAGGCUCGGCUUUCACUACUUCCUGUGGUUCGAGCAGAAGCAGAUCAACCGGCUGAUAGAGGGGGCGAUUCUCAAGGCGGACAAGCAGGGCGUGCAGGUGUUCACUCUGGGCGCCCUCAACAAGAACGAGGCACUGAAUGGGGGUGGAACGGCGUUCCUCAAGAGCCACCCGAACUUGAAGCUGCGGUUGGUGCACGGCAACACGCUCACUGCCGCCGUUAUCUUGCAGGAGAUCUCCCCCGACGCCCACGAGGUGUUCCUCGCCGGAGCCACCUCCAAGCUGGGCCGUGCCAUCGCCAUCUAUUUGGCUUCCAAGGGCACCAGAGUGCUGAUGCUAACCACUUCCAAGGAGCGGUUUGAAUCGAUCCGAUCCGAAGCCCCAGCGGAAAAGCAGCACCUGCUGGUGCAAGUGACGGAGUGCAAGCAGGCGUCGCACUGCCGCGAGUGGAUCGUGGGCAAGUGGCUGUCGGCCAAGCAGCAGAGCCACGCCCCCAAGGGCACCUUCUUCCACCAGUUUGUGGUGCCUCCGCUGGAUGAGGUCAGGGGGGACUGCGUGUACGGCAAGCUGGCGGCUAUGAGACUCCCCAAAGACAUCGAGGGGCUCAACACGUGCGAGCUUCAACUGGAGCGAGGGGUGGUGCAUGCAUGUCAUGCGGGGGGGCUCGUGCACAUGCUAGAGGGAUGGCAGCACCAUGAGGUGGGGGCCAUAGAUGUGGCUCGCAUCGACAUCACAUGGCAGGCCGCCAUGCGCCAAGGCUUCUCCAGAGUAUAG
This is a messenger RNA of Closterium sp. Naga37s-1, 2148 nucleotides long. NCBI's taxonomy places the organism in Eukaryota, Viridiplantae, Streptophyta, Zygnematophyceae, Desmidiales, Closteriaceae. The record is from the annotation of a GenBank genome assembly.